Saccharomycodes ludwigii is the source of this 1308-nucleotide messenger RNA. RefSeq names its product Sqt1p (gene SQT1). The record is from RefSeq and is a predicted model, not a curated record. Gene Ontology annotation, molecular function: protein binding. The transcript has a single exon. Lineage: Eukaryota; Fungi; Ascomycota; Saccharomycetes; Saccharomycodales; Saccharomycodaceae. Bases 1 to 1308 code for a protein of 435 amino acids.
AUGAGUGAUAAUUUACAACACCAACAAAUAGAAGAUAUUGACGACGCAGAAUACAUCAACCUUGCUGAAGUUGAUGAAGAAAUUCAAGUUUCCGAUGAUUUGCCAGUCCCAAAUGAAUCUGAAUUUCAAGAGGAUAAACCAGAAGAACAACAACCUUUAGAGAUAGCACCGGCGGAUGAACAACCCGAUAUCGAAAUUGAUAUGAGUAACAAUAGUAUUGCUUAUUUUGAUAAACAUAGUGAUAGUAUUUUUUGUGUCUCACAUCACCCUAAAUUGCCCUUAGUUUGUUCUGGUGGUGCGGAUAAUGUUGCAUAUCUAUGGACUUCUCAUUCUGUGCCACCUAAAUUUGCUCAAUCCAUUGAGCAUAGUGAGAGUGUCAUUGCCUGUGCAUUUACUAGUCAACAAGGUAAAUAUUUAAUCACAUGUGAUAUGAAUGGUAUUUGUAAGGUGAGCAAAAGCUCUAAAGAUGGCUCUCGUUGGAAAAAUAUUGGUGAAUUACAACAAUGCGAUGAAAUUGUUUGGAUGAAAACCCAUCCCACUAUCGAAUCAAUUUUCGCAUUUGGCGGAAUUGACGGCAGUGUAUGGUGCUAUUCUAUUGAGGAAUCAACUGAUGAAUUAGUUUUGUUAAUGAGUGGAUUUGCCCAUCAACAGGAUUGCUCUAUGGGUGAUUUCUUACCAUCAAUUCAAAAUGAUACUAAUAAUCCAUCACCUGUCCAAUUAGUUACAUGUUCUAUAGAUGGAACCAUAGUGGUCUGGAAUUGUUAUACUGGUGAUAUUAUUCACAAAUGGACAAGCAGUGACUUCAAAGGGCUAGAAUGUCCCUGGAUAUCAUUAAGUUGUUUUACCAAAAAUAUUGCUUGUGUCGGAUCAAAUAAUGGGUGCUUAACCGUAAUAAACUGUACUAGCGGACAUGUUUUACAUUUGAAUCCAUGUGUUAUAACUUUAAAACCGGAAGAGGAAGAGUCUAAUGCAUCCAUCGAAAGUAUUGCCUGGUGUACUUCUGGUGGGAUGCCGUUAUUAUGUGUCGGUUUAGUCAGAGGCGAUGUGCUACUUUAUGAAACAACUUCUAUGAGACUAAGAUCUUCGGUUACACUGCCCGAUAGUGCUACCAAGAUUUUAUUUAGAGAUUUAGAUAUUUUCAUUUCCUGUAUUAACGGGAAUGUUUAUAAAUAUGAUGCAAGAAAAUUUCAUGAACCCACUUUUACAUGUGUCGGUCACAACACGGGUGUUCUAGAUUUUUGUUUUGCUGGUAAGGAUAAAAUAGUUACUGCUGGUGACGAAGGUGUAUCGUUAAUAUUUAAAUGUUAA